Molecule: messenger RNA, 2493 nt
Organism: Brassica rapa (field mustard)
Lineage: Eukaryota; Viridiplantae; Streptophyta; Magnoliopsida; Brassicales; Brassicaceae
Product: heptahelical transmembrane protein 1
Biological process (GO): response to hormone
Cellular component (GO): membrane
Molecular function (GO): signaling receptor activity
Source: RefSeq, a predicted model, not a curated record
UUAGCCGUUCCUUGUUGCUGUUUGCUCAAAACGGCUUAGCAAAUAAGCAUUUCAAACCUAUGGUGAACCGUGAUUCGUCACAAUGUUGAACCACAGACAAAUAUGAUGUGUAAUACAUGUCACGAGACUUUACAUUUUAUAGUUACUAUUUAGGAAUUUGUUAAGAGAAGGGUUUGGCACCGAGAUACUGAUAACUACAUUUUUUUACUGAUAGCUACAUGACCAUCAUGUGUAUCUCGCGACGUGAUAAAUUUUAUGUUUGUAAUGAUAUAACUAAAUUAUAUGUAGUUGAUGAAAAAAACAAAAUUACACGUUGCUGACAAAAAAAAAACAAAAUUACAUGUUAUAAAGCUUAUAAUUCAUUCUGAAAAAAUUGUCUAUUUUUGACAACCUUUAUUUAUAUUCCAAAUAAAUUAUAGUUACGAUUAAUUUUAUUUAUCUUCUCUAGAAUUUGUCAUCUAACAAAUUAAAUCUCAGUUCAUUAGUCAUUGAGGAGGCAUUCAAAAAGGCUAUCCUCAGCUAGUUGAAAAUGACACUAAUAUCUCUGAACUUUUUGCAACAAUUUUCAUUAGAAAAUGUAUAACUGUUUUUGAAAAUGAAGCAUGUAUGUUUUCCUAAUCAUUAAUUAUUUGUCAACCACUUGAUUAAAAGAGCUUUCACAGUUAUUAUACCCAGUCGACUAAUAACUCACAAGUACAUGUACUUAUAUUGUUAUCCUAUUAGUAACUUGUAGUAUAUUUGAGAAAGAAAAAUAAAGAAAAGUAAUCGAAUCUUGUUUUGAAACUUAAUAUACUCAAAACUGUAAAGUCAAAUAAACAAUACACCAUUCAGCAAUCUUAAUUUACAAAGAAUUUAUUGCUGAAUAUAAAGCCCCCAACUACAAGAAUGUACUAUUUUAAUUUAUUUAUCUUAUUUUCUUUCUAGAACUAAAAAGGAUCCAGUGGGUACGAGGCAUUAUUCAUGUUUAUAAGAGGCACAAGCCGGUAGUAAAAUCUGAGUCGGUCGGUCUUCAAAUCACCUAAAUUUACUCUAUUCGUACUGAAAGGAUUUCGCAUAUCUCGAAAAGUAGUGUAAAACAAAAGUCACUUUUCGUGUAAAAAAUAAUAUAAAAUGCGAAAUAGAGAAAUAAAGAUAAUAAAAAGGAAAUAAAAUUUAUUGAUAACCUAACAAACAACUAAAAGAUGAAAACACGACACCAACCUCUACCUGCAUACUUAAGUUUCUUCUUUAAAUGUUGCAGCUGUCUCCUUGCCUUUCCCAUCUUCUCUCUCACUCUUAAGACUUUAAAUUCACACGUUAAUAUAGCUUCAAUAACAAUCUUUUUUUCAUUUAUAUAUUUUCCUCUCAUAUCUCAGAUCUUCUAUCACGCCCUCUUCUCUUUUCCAUUGAUCUCUGGAUCAUAAAGAAAGUAAGAAAGUAUUAGUGUCUUGAAUAAUAGACAUUUUAGGUCUCAUAUGGACCAAGAUGAUCAGAGAGACGAAGCAGAGACGGUAACGUGCGGUAACAGCAAGUGCAAGAGCAAGAUCGUCCCUGGAGAUGGUCAAGAUGGAGACGAAACCAAGAAAAAGAACAAGAAGAUAUCGCAUAAGGCAACAAGACGACGUCAACUAAUAUCGUUUAGUGAGCUUCCGGAUUACAUGAAGGAUAACGAAUUUAUAUUGAAUUAUUACAGAGCUGAUUGGUCCAUUAGAGAUGCUUUCUUCAGCGUCUUCAGUUUCCACAAUGAGUCCCUCAACGUUUGGACACAUUUACUAGGUUUCAUCUUAUUUGUGGCACUUACUAUUGCCAACGUUAUGCAUCACGAUAAGUUCUUCCCCGUGGAUGCAAAGAGUCCAAGGAAUGUAACAAGAUGGCCAUUCUUCGUCUUCUUAGGAGGCUCAAUGUUCUGCUUACUCUCAAGCAGCAUUUGUCACCUCUUCUGCUGCCACUCCAAAGACCUUAACCUUGUCCUCCUCCGCAUAGACUAUACCGGUAUCUCGGUCAUGAUCAUCACUUCCUUCUUUCCAGCAAUGUACUACAUCUUCCUAUGCACUCCUCGUUGGUACGUCAUCUACCUCACAGGCAUCACCUCUAUGGGAAUCUUCGCAAUCAUCACACUCUUCACUCCAUCACUCUCCUCUCCCAAGUACCGCGGUUUUCGCGCUUUGCUCUUCGCCGUCAUGGGGCUUUUCGGUAUCGUUCCAGGUGUCCAUGCCCUAGUGGUUAACUGGGGAAACCCGCAAAGGAACGCGACGCUUGUUUAUGAGUUGGCUAUGGCAGUGUUCUAUCUUGUUGGGACAGGGUUCUAUGUAGGGAGAGUGCCUGAGAGGUUUAAACCGGGAUGGUUUGAUCGUGUGGGACAUAGUCAUCAGAUCUUUCAUGUGUUUGUUUUGUUGGGUGCUUUGUCUCACUAUGCAGCUGCUCUCUUGUUCUUGGACUGGCGUGACCAUGUUAGUUGUUAAACCAAUAAAUAUAUAUUUGUAAUUUUUUUGAAUUAAAAAAAUAUUAUUAUUA